Molecule: messenger RNA, 1089 nt
Organism: Aspergillus thermomutatus
Lineage: Eukaryota; Fungi; Ascomycota; Eurotiomycetes; Eurotiales; Aspergillaceae
Product: ankyrin repeat domain-containing protein
Exons: 1
Coding region: 1-1089 (362 amino acids)
Biological process (GO): proteolysis
Cellular component (GO): nucleus; cytoplasm
Molecular function (GO): aspartic-type endopeptidase activity; protein binding
Source: RefSeq, a predicted model, not a curated record
AUGGAGCCGAAACGCCUCCCUCGCCUACCAAGUGAGAUCAUCCUUCUUAUUGCCAACUAUCUGGACCCUCAGGACCUCCUCCUUCUUCUACAUGCCAUACCAGCUAUCGCACCUUUGCUGAACCAUGCUCAUCUAAGAUCUGUGGAUAGUGAAGGCAACACCCUGCUUCAUCUGGUGGCAGAGUACAACAUUGACAAUGUGAUCAGCCGACUGAGCCCAACCACCGCAGCCAAGAGCAUGGUCGGAAACAACGCCGGUCAGAAACCGCUCCACAUCGCGGUCAAAAAAGGCCACCAUGGCAUUGUUCGAGAACUGCUAUCGACGGGAUGCGAUCCAUCCCCGACGGACAAGCACUUUCGAGCCCCCCUGCACUAUGCUUGCCUGACCGAGCAAGACAUAACCAUGGUGCAGCUGCUCCUGGCUCAUGGCGCUGACCCUUCGGCAAGAGACAAAGAGGACCGCACCCCACUGCACAUAUGUUGCACCAACGGGCAGGCUGCACUGCUGAAGACUCUCAUCGAUGCCGGCGCCGACAUCGAUGCCCCGGAGAACGGAGAGGUGGACCUCGGAGCGGAAGGGCAAACCCCAUUACACAAUGCAAUACUGCGUGGACAGACCGAGUGCGCGAAGAUUGUUUUGGAGGCUGGGGCCGAUCCGAAUGUGGCAUAUGGGACUGGACAGCGCAUUAUGAACUCCGCAGUGUUUGGGGGCCAGACGGAACUCGUGCAACUGAUGCUGGAAAACGGAGCCGACGUGAACGGGGCAGACCGCCCGGGAAUGACGCCCUUGAUGUACGCUGCUACCAUAGACAGAGAGCAAAUCGCGCAGGUCCUGUUGCGUGCUGGAGCAGAACCAAACAUACGAGGACCUCGUGGCGGCGUGGCUCUCCACGGUGCGGCCAGGUCAGGCCUGCCGGCGAUGGCGAAGUUGCUGCUCGACGCGGGCGCUGAUCCUUCCAUUACAGAUACUUCGGGCUUUUCCCCGUUAGAUUAUGCUACGAGGGAGGAAGCGAUUCGUGGGGAGUGGGUUUCAACCCCGGGACAUGAGUCGGUGGUCAAACUGCUGCAACAGGCACAGGGACGAUCAUAG